Cladophialophora bantiana CBS 173.52 is the source of this 1932-nucleotide messenger RNA. RefSeq lists its product as uncharacterized. The transcript has a single exon. NCBI's taxonomy places the organism in Eukaryota, Fungi, Ascomycota, Eurotiomycetes, Chaetothyriales, Herpotrichiellaceae. The record is from RefSeq and is a predicted model, not a curated record. Gene Ontology annotation, molecular function: protein binding. Bases 1 to 1932 code for a protein of 643 amino acids.
AUGCCUAAAAACUUGGGCUCCUUCCAACAGGUGUCGCAUCCAAGUCUAGGAUCUUUGCCCAAAGGACAACCCGCUGCUCAUGAACCCCCGCUACCGACCUUAUUGGGUAUAACGAGCAGCAACAGCACAGAGACUAGUGGCAUUUACUCCACCUUGACACCAAGUUGGAGUAUCGUGGCUUCGACCGAUCAGCCGUCCGCACCGUUAUCUGACUCUCAGUUUGAGGGCGACUCUCUUCGGCGACCGGCCACCCUUCCGGCACUGGGGCGGCAUUAUGGUGGCUCAUUCUACCUUGGACCUGCUCCUCCCAUUGAGAGGUCUGCUACAGACUCCUCAGGUGCUUCUGAUGUUGCUCAUUUGUAUCAAACACAUUCAACCUCGUCACGGCACAACAAACUGGACAUAUCAAGCAAUUGGGGGCAAAUACCGGAUGAGAUAGCAAUACCCGCAUCAGACAGCUUCGCAAGAAAGUUCGUCAAUAGUGAGGCAGACGUUGUAGAGGCAUCUUGGGGCCAACAAGGCACUUCGAUGCCACCGCCUGAGACCGUCAGCGCACUUCCCGUCGCGUUUGUAUCGGUAGUCCCAGAGCCAGCCAGGGGCAAUAAAUCAUCACGGACACAUACAUCAGUCGAAAUGGAGCAGGCGAAAGGAAAACAUAGAAGAGUCGAUAGCAAGGAUGAUGAUCUUGGAGAGUCGUCAAGAAUCCCUGCCAAUAUCAAAAAGAAAAGGAAGCCUCAGUCCGUGACGUCACAUUCCAGAGCUGCCAGGACAAGUCAACGGCCUGGUCGGAAGUACGAAAUGCAAUGGCGCCUUGGUCAGGCACCGGCAGCCGGUAUCAGAGACGCAAGAGAAGAGUCAAACUUUGAACGGGUGCUUACUGCUAUUUCCAGCUAUCACCAAGGCAAUGCGGCUGGUAUUUGGAAGACUGCCAUGCUUCAAAAUGCUUCUGAAUUUGAUGGAAAUGGUCUCACGGAAGCUAUUUCAGUCUCUAUUAUGCUAGCUGCAGGGUUCAUUGCUGCCGGUCAAUCUGAGAGUGCAAGCCAAAUUCUGAACACGACUUUGCCGCUUGCUAGAAUCAUGCUACUCAGUCAGCACCCCCAGCUCUGCUUUUACCUCACCGAGAUUAGCAUGGACACUUCGAAGACUGUGGUUGGAAACCUUCGGGCGUCAUGGAAGAAUUAUCUGACACCACUUGCCGUCAACGUUCUAGGGGUGCGUCACCCUAUCUCUAUUCUGCUCCAGACGCCUUUGACGGUCGAACAGAAGGUGAGAAUGCGAAAAGUGGGACAAAGAAUAGCACAUGAGGAGCACAUCCGAGCCUUCGGCACCCACUCAUAUCAAACCAUGCUGCACCUCUGGUACUGGGCUCGACUCACCGCCUCAUCAGGCGACGUUGCGGAAUCCAUCCGAAUGCUCGAAAACUUGACUCAGGCUUGGGAACAGGUCUACUCGACCAAUUCAGCUGUGUCAAUCGCUGCCAUCGUCGAGCAGGCCAGAGUGAUGCUCGCAUCUGGAGACGCCAGCGUAAAGGUUGAAUGCAUCCUUGGUGACGCGCUUCGACGGAAUGACGUGCUUUCCUCGGGCCAGUCUCUGCAGCCGCAGUUCAUGGACGCGGCCGAGUUAAGGUUACGAAAGAGUAGCCUCAUCUUCUCUCGGUUAGCGGCUUUUCGCUGUCUGGGACGUUUGCACCUCAUGAGAAGCAAUCUCGGCAACGCAAUAUGCUGUUUUCGACAAGCGCUGGACAUAGCCGAAUCGAACUUGACGGAAGCAUCUUCAGUGAGGAAGAUGUGCAAGACCGAUCUGGCCGCCGCAAAAAUGUUGGAACUCGAGCAAUCCAUGGGUGGCUUGACACUGACGGACCCGAUGAGCAGACUUCCUCCCCUUACCAGCAUAAUUCCUUUCUCCCCUGUGGAAAUGACUGGGACACGGUAG